Messenger RNA from Grosmannia clavigera kw1407, 459 nucleotides. Its product is annotated as 60S ribosomal protein l28. Gene Ontology annotation, cellular component: cytosolic large ribosomal subunit; ribosome. Gene Ontology annotation, biological process: translation. The transcript is spliced from 5 exons. The record is from RefSeq and is a predicted model, not a curated record. Lineage: Eukaryota; Fungi; Ascomycota; Sordariomycetes; Ophiostomatales; Ophiostomataceae. Bases 1 to 459 code for a protein of 152 amino acids. Gene Ontology annotation, molecular function: structural constituent of ribosome.
AUGUCUUUCCCCAACGUUUCGGCCGACCUGGUCUGGGAGAUUGUCCGUCCCCAGAACGCUUUCCUCGUCAAGCGGAUCACUGGCGGCGGUGCCCACUUCUCCCGGGACCCCCUCAACCUCACGAACGAGCACAGCCGGAAGUAUGCCGGUUUCGUGAACGACAAGGCUGUUGGUGUUAUUGCCGGUGCUGAGGGUGGCGUCCAGGUCAUCACAAAGACCAAGGCCCAGAACAAGCCGGCCAAGUCGCAGGUCGUCUCCGUCCAGGGUGCCAACAAGUCGGCAAGAAAGACCUAUCGGUCGAUUGCCGGCGCCGUUGCCAAGUCGGGCUACCGUGCCGACCUGCGUGCCGCUGCCAUUGCCCGUGCCAGCGCCAUUCUCCGGGCACAGCGCCCAGUGAAGGCCGACUACGAGGUCAAGCUGCGGGGUACCAAGGCGCGGAAGGCUGCCGAGUCUUCUUAG